This is a messenger RNA of Castor canadensis (American beaver), 953 nucleotides long. RefSeq names its product all-trans retinoic acid induced differentiation factor (gene Atraid). Gene Ontology annotation, cellular component: intracellular membrane-bounded organelle. Lineage: Eukaryota; Metazoa; Chordata; Mammalia; Rodentia; Castoridae. Gene Ontology annotation, biological process: positive regulation of osteoblast differentiation. The record is from RefSeq and is a predicted model, not a curated record.
GCAGUGGGAAAUGGCGUCUCGCGUUCGGGGCAGUCCUGGGAGCCUGUUGCGCUGGGCUGCCUCCCUACUCUUGGCUGUGGGCGUGGGAAGGGCUCUGGCGCUACCCGAGAUAUGCACCCAGUGUCCUGGAAGUGUGCAAAAUUCGUCAAAAGUGGCUCUUUAUUGUAAGCAGACAUCAGAGCUAGUGCUGCACGCCCGCUGCUGCCUGAAUCAGAAGGGCACCAUCUUGGGGGUAGAUCUCCAGAACUGUUCUCUGAAGGAUCCUGGUCCAAACUUUCCUCAGGCACAUACUGCUGUUAUCAUAGACCUGCAAACAAAUCCCCUCAAGGAUGACUUGGCCAACACCUUCAGUGGCUUUACCCAGCUUCAGACUCUGGUACUGCCACAAGAUGCCGGAUGUCCUGGAGGUAUUAAUGCCUGGAACAACAUUAUCUAUUAUGUAGACAGCCAGAUCUGCCAAGGGCAAAAGGACCUUUGCAAUAGCACCAGAGACUCAGAAAUGUGUCCUGAGAAUGGAUCUUGUGCACCCAAUGGUCCCGGUCUCUUACAGUGUGUUUGUGUGGAUGGCUUCCAUGGAUACAAGUGUAUGCGCCAGGGCUCCUUCUCACUGCUUACGUUUUUCGGGAUUCUGGGAUCCAUCACACUAUCCAUCUCCAUUCUGCUUUGGGGAACCCAACGCCGAAAAGCCAAGGCUUCAUAAACCACAUAGGGCUUCCUACUGAUCUGAGACCACCCUGCUCUUUCACAGCCCAGCCAAGGAGAUUUGCUUCCAUGACAGGAAUCAAUGGCCAGCGGAUCAAGGCUGAGCUGCUACUGGAAGGAAGAUGAAAAAUCGCACCACUUUGGAGUGUUGUGGACACUCUAGGUUAGGAGUGGACUAGUACCAGUUCCCAUUUGUGCUGUUGACUGCAAUAAACUUUAUCUUCGUUUUCCGGGAAAGGCGCCCUGCUUUU